Messenger RNA from Penicillium odoratum, 1329 nucleotides. Its product is annotated as PQ-loop repeat-containing protein. Lineage: Eukaryota; Fungi; Ascomycota; Eurotiomycetes; Eurotiales; Aspergillaceae. The coding region runs from base 1 to 1329 and encodes 442 amino acids. The record is from RefSeq and is a predicted model, not a curated record. The transcript has a single exon.
AUGGCUCCUCCGUUGUUACGGAAUCUGCUAGAAGCAUCACUUCCUGCCCACUGUGAACCAUCCUCGCCGUUCUUGACCGCUAUCUCCUCACAUCUCCACAUCUGUCUCCCCACGCCCCUCGCGUUGAUCUCGACUGUCCUGGGAAACUUGAGCUUCGUCUCAUGGCUUUUCGCCCAACUACCACAAAUUUUCAAGAAUUACCAACUACAGUCCACAUCAGGAUUGUCUAUUUUCUUCCUUGUCAUUUGGUGCGCAGGAGAUAUAAGCAACCUCAUAGGCGCCCUGUUCACCCGACAGGCGGGAUGGCAGGUCAUGGUUGCCUGUUACUACGUCUUUGUUGAUGCCACACUUGUGAUCCAGUUCUUCUGGUACACACAUUAUAAAUCACGUCGUUACGAGGAGUACGAUGAUCUGCAAACCUCGCACCACCACGAAGAGUCCGACACAAGGAGUGAACUCCUGCAAGGCAACAGUGCGACCCACCAACCCCAGGGUCCCGUCGACAUGACGACCAAGACAACAGAUGUCCACGACAUGGGCGUCCAGACUGGCUCAACUUUCACGUCCACAGUCGCCCGGAGCGCCUCCUACACGAACGAGAAACAAAACUCCCGCCGACCCGUGCGUCUGGGCAGCAGCGCUACAAGCCCGCCCUUUGCAUUGCCCCGCACAAUGCUAAUCGCAUCGCUGGUCUGCGCCGUCCUAGCAAACGCCGCACCGACAGAGGCGACCCCCUCACCUCAUCCACCAAUCACCCACGCGCCAAGCGAGACAAUCCUCGAGAUCGUGGGCCGCAUCUUUUCCUGGGCGUCGACACUUCUCUACCUCGGCUCGCGCCCCCCACAACUGUACAAAAAUUACCGCCGCAAGAGCACAGAGGGACUUUCUCCUCUGAUGUUCUUCGCGGCCUUUUGUGGAAACUUCUUCUACUCAGCCUCGUUGGUGACGAACCCCAACGCAUGGUCUGAUUUCGCGCCAUAUGGCGGUGGUGGCUGGGCGGAUAGCCACGGUAAUGAUCGCCUGGAAUGGAUUGGGCGAGCAUUGCCAUUCUUCCUGGGUGCAUUUGGGGUUCUCGGCCUGGAUGGGUUCAUGGGCGUACAGUUCCUUAUGUAUGGAGAACCCGAUGAGGAUAACGAGAGUUUCAUGGACUCGGAGGAUGGCGAUGGAAAGCGUGGUCGGAACCGGUGGAGACGCGUACGGGGGUGGAUGCGUGGCUGGAUUCCUUCGAGUUCGCCGCCUCCUGGUGAACGUUCGCGCUCGCGCUCUGCGAGACAGCAGGAAGGGCAGGCUCUUCUUGGUGCAGAGCAGGGGCGGUAUGGUACUGUUUAG